Molecule: messenger RNA, 2439 nt
Organism: Colletotrichum destructivum
Lineage: Eukaryota; Fungi; Ascomycota; Sordariomycetes; Glomerellales; Glomerellaceae
Exons: 1
Coding region: 659-2431 (590 amino acids)
Source: RefSeq, a predicted model, not a curated record
UUCCCAGUCUGAUACCACUGUUUCGGGCAUGUUGAUAUGUUCUGUAGGUCUCACAAAGCCCGACCUAGAGGCUCAUCAGAAGCUGCUUCCGCCCCCGUUGCUGAAAGGCCUUCUCCGAAACUUGUUGGGUUGCUGAGCUGGGUCUGUAAUGCCCAGCAACUACACGGCGUACCACCAGAGGACCAUACAGGUAGGUCCAUACCGCCGUUUUUCUUGCUGGUUGCUGCUGUCUUGUCCUUUAGAGUUUUUAUUUAGUCUUUUCGUCAGGUUUCGCAGUGGAUGUGUGGACGGCAGAAGCCAAAAAGAAAAGAAAAAACUCGACUGGUUCUCGUCUAAAAGAGAAGCUUUCGUGGUACCAGGAAACACACCUUUUGGCCCAGAUACAUGACGAGUGAGGUGAGAGAGGCAUCUCCGUUGCCAACGCGCCAGGGCAUUAAAUCAAUCCAAAUCGCCCUGCUUAUUCUCAUGUGAAAGCAUCAGACAACAACGUCUUUCGAUUAUCUCAAACUCUGAGCGUGAGAAACACUGCCAGCCAACCCAACUAUUCACGAUCCAGACAUACCAUAUCAACACCUCACACAUCACAAAUCACACACUACGUAUCAAUACAUUGCAGUUCCGGCCUCCAGAGUUCAUAACCGAAAGACAGAUAUACACAAUGGCCGCCAGAUAUCCCCCCGGCUUUCACAAUUACCUUGGUGAAUUGCCCAAUACCAUGGACUUCCUCGACCAAGUCGCCCAGUCGGACCUAGAUCCCGAGAUCAUCGAACGGGCCAAGACCCUACACCGCCGUGCCCACGCCUGUGCGACCUCGGGCGACAUCUACGCCGCGCGAGGGCUCCGCCGUGAGGUUGAGGACAUCCACGUCGAGAUCCACAAGGUCGCCAGCUACCGCGCCUUCAUCGGCCGCCUCGAGGAGGCCGACACUGCGAACUUGCUCGCAUGCUACCUUCCCGAGCGUGCCUGGGCUCGAGAUUGGGCUCGGGCGCCCGGCUCCGCCAAUGCGUGCGAGUUCUGCCACUGGGCGGCCACCAGAGACCAGGCCAUGGACUGCGAGCUUCUCGCGAUUCCCCUGGUUGCCGUCCUCGACAGGUACGUCGACGAACGACGCCGCUACUGCCAUUGGCUCCGGAGGCUGGUGGCGGUCGUCGACGAGGACCACAACUUGCCCCCGCGCAGGGCCCCCAUCGACAACUACAUUGUCCGCGUCGCCGAGUACAGCCGCGCGCGGGGCCCCGCCGACAACGUCUGGACCUACAACCGCAUUGUCGCCACCAUGCGGGAGACGCGCGCCCGCAUCGACGGCACCCAGGCCAACGGGCGCCAGCUGCUGCGGAACGGGUGGCAGGGCGCGAUCGGGAAGAUGGACCGCGACUCCGCCACCGCCCCGGCCCGGGUCCGAGCCUUCCUCACGCCGGCCCAGACCUCGGAGCUGACGGAGGCCAUCCACUACGACGCGAGGCUGUACUACGUCGCCCGGUUCGAAAUCGUCGAGGGUGGGCGGUGCGUAGACCAGCGGCCGCGCCGCUGGGUGCUCGAACACCUGCGGGCGCACCCGCCCAACGUCCACCGGGACCGCUUCUUCGGGGGCCCGCUGCUGACCCUCGAAUCCAUCUGGCCGCUGUAUGAGGUGGACGAGCGCGCGGGCGUGUGGGUGUGGUGCCUGUGGGACGAGACGGGCCCCGAGCGCUGGCACAGGCUGUUCGUCGGCCUCCUGGACGGGGGCGACGUGGACCUCCACGACAUGGUCGUCUUGAACCAGAGAGACGAGUGGGCCCGGGACAUUGCCAUCAGAUGGCUAGACCAGGAGAGGGCGCGAGAGGAUCGAGAGAACGAGACGGGCGGCGAUUACUCCGAUGACCAGGGCUCUGACCGUGGCCCCGUUACAGGCGUGGACGCAUCAUUGUACAAUGCCGACGACGAGGCCGAGUCUUCUGAGGAUGCGGCGGAAGAUGAAUACAACAAGGACGACGAUGACGAUGACGACGACCUCAGCCCGCAGCUCGCCUACGCCGAGAUGCACAGUCACGUCCUGGACCGGGACCGCAUGAGCCAGCCGGGCGAGUUCUCCAAUCUCGAUUGGGAGGGCGACGGGUGGGUUGACGGGUACUCGGUCCACGGCUCGGAUGGUGACGAGUGGGAUGACUCGGACCUGAACGACGCCUCUGGUGGCGAGGAAUGGGACGACUACUCCGGCGGCUCUGAAUCCGACUUGGACGAGGGCGAGUGGGUUGAGUCCGACUCUGGCUCUGACUCUGGCUCUGACUCCGACUCAGACUCCGACCCCGACUGGAAUGAUGAAGACGAGGGGGAGAUGGCGUCGGGGAGCGAUAUCGGGCCGCUGAUGGGCCCCGGUACCACGCUGGCUGAGGUCAUGGCUGCUUGCCGUGGGCGCGACGCUCGCGAGGGGGGGACUGGCCGAAGUCGUUGAUGUGUCUC